Penicillium daleae is the source of this 393-nucleotide messenger RNA. RefSeq lists its product as uncharacterized. The record is from RefSeq and is a predicted model, not a curated record. Bases 1 to 393 code for a protein of 130 amino acids. The transcript is spliced from 2 exons. Lineage: Eukaryota; Fungi; Ascomycota; Eurotiomycetes; Eurotiales; Aspergillaceae.
AUGAACGCCAAAAUAUACAAAAAUAACAUUGCAACCAGUGCAACCAUAUAUCCGAGAGAGGGAAGUAGCGAAAAAAAAGGCGAGUGUACCGACCAUGCAGGCAAAGACCAGAUAAAUCUAUGGAGAGACUUCGCAAAGGACUGCCUCACUAUAAUCAAAGGUUGCGCGGUGUUUGCGUUCCUACGCGCCCACAAUUUGACCCAUUCCCAGCAUCACCAGGCGGCCUCCACGCUCGGCCAGUUCUGGGGUCACUAUGUGACGGAGGGACUUCUGCUCAGCGAGCCCGGAGAGGAUGGAACGGAUGAGCCUGGCGUUGUGCUAGCUGUGGCGGAAGAUGUUCCGCUAGCGCUCGAGGGAUUAGAAGCUGCUACUGCUGCUGAUGGAUUGCAGUGA